CCCUGCCUGACCUGCCGCGUGUGGUGGCCCUGAGUGAGGAUGCGGAGCCGGGCACCCUUGUGGCUGAGGUGACAGUGUCCUGCAGCAAUGCAAGCGGCAGCCCCAAUGUCACCCUGCACAGCAUGGAGCCCAACCACCCCUUCAACCCCAUCACCAUCAGUGCUGCACCCUUCAGGCUCCGAAACCAUGACACACCACUCGUGCUCACCCGCCGGGGCCUUGUGCUGGCGCCUGCUGGUGGCUUCGAACCCAGCAAGGACACCCAGAUAUUCAGGCUGGAGAUCGAGGUGAUGGACCGCCGUGGGCACAACUGCAGUGGGGCCGUGAGGGUGGAGGUGCUGCCAUCGCGCCGCCCCCGUGUCACCUUCCUCGAGCCACAGCAGGCCGUGACAGUGCCAGAGGGUACUGGCCCCUUGGAGGUGGUCACGCAGGUCCACGCCAGUGGUGACAAAGUCCGCUAUGCCAUUGUGGCUCCCACAGCACCUGCACUGUUCACCAUUGAUGAGGUGACAGGCGAGAUCCGCAGCACCUGCCAGCUGGAGGUGGCCCAUAUACGCCUCGUUGUCCAGGCUUACAAUGCACUGUACCCCACAGACCGUGACACCAUCACGGUCAACAUCAGCAUGCAGGGGACAGACCGGCAGGCGCCAAGCUGCAUCCCGGCCCUCUCUGUGUCCCAGGUGCCAGAGACGGUGUCCCCUGGCAGCACCCUGGUGACACUGAGGUGCACUGACCCCACCGGCAACGAGGGGAGUCUGCGCUAUGCCCUCGAGGGUCCCCCCGCCUCCCGCUCCCGCUUCCGCAUGGAGGGGCCACAGCUGCAGGUCAACACCACCCUGGACUAUGACUCGGAAGCCGUGGCCGCUGUGGGCUUCCAGUUCACGGCCACCAUCAUGGUGAUGGCGGGAGGGCAGCCCCCACGGAGCACCCAUGUGCCUGUGCUUGUGACGGUGACGCCUGUCAACGAAUUCACACCGGUGUGCCCCAACGGUGCCACCUUCACUGUGCCAGAGACAGCAGCUUUCGGCAGUGUUGUGGGGCGUGUGGCCGGCACUGACCGUGACUACCCCCCAGACAGCCUAGAGUACAGCCUGGAGGGGGGUCCCGGUCCCACACAGCCCUUCUCCAUUGACCCACGCACUGGUGAGAUCCGUGUAGUGGGACCCCUUGACUCCCAGCGGCAUGAGAGUUACAGGCUGAUGGUGCGGCUGACGGACACCCACAACAACCUGGACCCGGCAAAGUCGUGGAACCGCCUGUGCGAUGUGGCUGUACGCGUGCAGGCCAUGCCGGACCAGGCACCGGUGUGCACCCCCGAGGUGCAGGAGCUGCGGGUCAUGGCCAGGUCAGGCGGCCGCCAACCUGUCACCUGCCUGGCAUGCGAGGGCAGCCCCAGCACUGCCACGCUGGCAUACACCAUCGUUGGAGGCAACGAGGAUGGGCGCUUUCAGCUGGAGGGGAACACCCUCUUCUACCUCCCCAAUGAUCUGGCCGAGCCCCGCACCUUUGUGCUGCUGGUGGAGGUGUGGGGUGGCCCCAGUGCCCCCCGCCACAGCACUGUGGUGGCACUGGUGGUGCAUGUCACCCCCCAGAGCACCCCAGUGCCACCCAGCAUCACCACCCAGCGCACGACGCUGUGGAAGGAGAUGAUGGUUGUCAUGCGGGAAGAGGCAGUGUGGCACCCACCGGUCUGGUUUGUGGCUGUGCUGACUGUCUCUGCCGCCCUGCUUCUGGCUGCCCUGGGCUGUGUGGCCUGGAGCUUGCUCUGCAGCAGCCGAGAGCCUGGCAAGCUGCUCCUGGGCAAGAGCUCCUGGGACAUGGUGGAGCAGAGGGGCGGUGAGGGGAAGGAGCAGGGCUGCCCCCACGAUGGCAGCCCAGGGCAGUUCAAUGGCCGUGUCCAGGACCCACGCACCAUCAGGGACAACAGUGUGACUGGGGCACAGCACUGGAUCUGA
Egretta garzetta (little egret) is the source of this 1955-nucleotide messenger RNA. It is a transcript of the gene CDHR4, whose product is annotated as cadherin related family member 4. The transcript is spliced from 16 exons. The annotation marks the transcript as partial. The record is from RefSeq and is a predicted model, not a curated record. Gene Ontology annotation, biological process: homophilic cell-cell adhesion. NCBI's taxonomy places the organism in Eukaryota, Metazoa, Chordata, Aves, Pelecaniformes, Ardeidae. Gene Ontology annotation, molecular function: calcium ion binding. Gene Ontology annotation, cellular component: membrane.